AUGAGCUACGUCAAAUGGAUAGAAAAAAUCGUAUUCGAAUCCGACAGCGUGCUCGUAGUACCAAAGAUAAACUUCCCGGAUGACAAUUGCAUCAGCAGCACCAUCACGCUGAGCGGCAGAAAAUCACGGACUUUCGCCUUUCCAUGGUUUUGUCAUCUCAACCGCCCAGUUUUAUCCCGCAGGCGUUCCACUGUGGGCUUGGGCAGGAACAGUGGACACACUGAGAUGAUCUACAAUGUGGAGUCCGUGAUCAGGCACCCGGAUUUCGCGAGUCUGUCCGAAAACGACAUUGCCCUGCUCAAGUUGGCAGUUAAAGUGCAGUUUUCCGAUAACAUUAGACCGAUCUGCAUGCCUGGUGAUUCAAAUGAGACGACCACGUUUCAGGAAAAUCAAAUCUGCUUCCGGCAUCCCCAAUUAAUCAGUCCCUUUGUUAGGAAGUUUGCUCACGGGGACGCCUUGAUAUACACUCUCUUUGGGAUGGCCAGCUUCGGGCAUAACGAUCUCCGAGGUCCGGAUGUUUAUACCGAUGUCUUAAGCUAUUCGAAGUGGAUCGAGGGUUUGAUAUGGUAA
Molecule: messenger RNA, 570 nt
Organism: Drosophila kikkawai
Lineage: Eukaryota; Metazoa; Arthropoda; Insecta; Diptera; Drosophilidae
Biological process (GO): proteolysis
Molecular function (GO): serine-type endopeptidase activity
Source: RefSeq, a predicted model, not a curated record